Molecule: messenger RNA, 7826 nt
Organism: Neodiprion virginianus
Lineage: Eukaryota; Metazoa; Arthropoda; Insecta; Hymenoptera; Diprionidae
Exons: 3
Coding region: 1122-4988 (1288 amino acids)
Source: RefSeq, a predicted model, not a curated record
CACGCGUUCCCUCGGCUUUCGAUACUCCAGUCGGUUUCGGCCGCUCGGAGUCGACUCCGGUGCGUUGCUCGAGUGACUGGCCUGGAUUCGGCAGUGUGCAACGACGGGUUGCCAGGUCUGGGAGUAGUUCCCAGGGACGUCGUUUGACAGCUGCUCAUGUCAGCUCCUCCGUUCAGGCUAACCGAGUGCAUUUGAGAACGUGUAUAAUAAUGAGAAUCGCGUCGCUUUUACGGCGGCGCUUGUCUCACCAUUAAACAGUACGCCCACGCCGGUCAGAGAGGAUAGAUCGAUAUGCGACGUUUCGAAGGUGGAAUAGGAUGGUGUUUGUUCGUUAUGGCGGAAUGCGGGUCUUCGUGAAGGAAAUCUGUCGCGAUUUUCACGCGCCUAAUAUAAUAAUAACAAAACGAUCGCGGAUCGUAAUUAAACGCCAAAUAAUGCGACGGAAAAAAGUUAUUUACACAUAUUCGCAUUGUUGAAAACGGCGUCUCGUCGUUUCUUGUUGAUAUUCAAAGAUUCUUUACUCGUUACACGAAUCGCAAUUAUUAAUUAUCGAGUAAUUAGUUUUCUCUACUCACUUUAUUCUUCCUACGUAAAGAUUAUCCACGUUGCCAUGUAAAAAUAAAAAGAAAAUAAAAAAAUAACGUGUUUUUUUUCCCUUAAUUAAAAACAUGUAACGACAAUAACAACACGCUCAAAAUCCCGUGACGAUAAUGAAAAUCGCUAAACACACGAUUUGAAUUCAUACCGACUACUUACAGUCAAUCGUCGAACAGAAGGAAGAAGAACAAAAAACACUACCGUCGUUAAAAGCAUUGUUAUUGUUGUUCUCACGCAAUAUCGGAUAAUGCAUGUUUACGUUAUUGCAUAAUUUUACACACGGUUAAAAGGCGUACACGCGAAUGGCCGAGUACGAGUGAGAAAAACCGAAGGUUACAUACCAAUACAUGAUCAUCCUCUGUAGAAGCGAGGAAGUUCGCAGGUGAGCGGCAAAGCUAGUGUGCCGUUAAAAGCGAAGGGUGAUUUAAACGGAGUUAUAUAAGAGAGGUGGAAGAAGAGGAAUAGGGAUAAGUGAUUCCUGGAGCUGAGAAAAUAAUUAAAAAAAGAAAAAAAAAAAAACAACAAUGAAAGAACACUGCAGCGAUCCGUCGUCAGAUAUGCCGAAGGGAAAGGGUUCCUCGCUCAAGUCGCUGAAAUCCCUGCUGAAAAAACCCGGCCAGACAAAACCGAAGGGUCAGAAAAAUCGCGUGGUGAUAAACGAGAAGCUCAACGAAUUCUUCGCAGCGGAUUAUAUAAUCCUUAUCAAGGAGGAAUGCUGCGCCGAUUACGAGGAGGAGUGCGACUGCUGCUGCCAGGAACACGAGAUGAUAAGGCUGGGGAACUGCAAGGAGUGCAGGGCCGAGCUGAACCUCCAAUUCGCGGGGGGCGGUCGUCCUCUCGAUACCGAUUCUGCCGGGGGUCAGGAACAAGUGUUCGCCAACGUUGACGGCCUCGACGAGGUCGAAGCCAGGGCCGCGAUCGAGGGACCCCCCAGGAGUCGGCAGGUCCAAAAACAACAUCAGCGCCAGCAGGAAACCCUCAGUCCCCCCGAGGGAUACAAGGACGUUUGCGAUGAGGGAGAAUCGGACGAGGUCGAUCAUCACCUACCUCCUCACCCCAUUUGCGCCGAGUGUAAUUACUAUCAUCAACAGACUGCGGAGACAGAACCAGAGGAGUCACAAACUAUAAAUGCAGGCGCCAACGGUAUCGACAUCGAACCGAAACGCACCAGUCCCGAUGACAAUCUAAUCACCGAUGAAGAUGCUACCCAGGACACCAGCGAUCAGACCCAGCAAACAACUCCGGAUCUUCAUCAGCGUUAUCUAGUCGAGACAAUCACGAUGACAACGGUUACGGAGCGUCGGAUCGUUCGCGAAUUGGGUGGAGAGGACGGAAACGGUGGUGGUGGCGGUGGUGGUGGUGGUGUCCUCGAGGAUGGCGAUAGCGGCGCUAAGAGGGUUUCGGGUAUCCUGAAGAACAACAAAUUGGCAAACAGCCCGCAUUCAUCUUCGGACUCAAAGGACGAGGGCUCUGUGCGUUUCGAGGAUGUGUCAACACCGCUGGCAAAGCCCGUGAGCGGCGGUGAGGACGAACAACAACAGCAGCAGGAUAACGCCGGCGGUAAAGUGGUACACAAGGUGAUCGGAGUGGCCGAUCUGACGGAGAAGGAAUCCGGAGAGGGUGACGCGGCGGAAUUGUCCCUGACAUUUAAACUCGGAAACGUGUCCUUGGUGUCGAACAGCCUGAAGCCGAAUUCCGCGGUCAGGCAGCUCUUUCCCGAUCCGAGAUUCAUAUCGCCACCUCCGGCUCCGAGCAAGUCGGUGCUUCCGGUUGGGGUCGAAGACCAGUCGCGGGAGGAGGACGAUCCGGAGGGGCAAAAGUUCCUCAUCACUACCGAGAGUCUGAGGCUCUUCGACGCCGUGAAGAGGGCGAAGCUGGCUGGCGUCCAGGGCGAGACCGACGCCGAAUCGACUACUAUACGGAAGACCAUAGAGCGAAACGCCCUCAGACGGAGUCUGAUAUCGAAGUACGAACCGAACGCUAAGAAGAAGAGUCUUAGGUCCAAGGAGUUCACCCUCGAGGAGAGGAUUCGCCAGCUUACCUGUCUCGACCUCGACGAUCGCGACAACGAGAGCAGCGCUUCCGAGAACACGACCACCGGAGACAGCUGCAGCGAAUACCUCGACUUUCCCGUCCGGACGUCGCCCUCCGGCGAAGAGGCCAAGAGCGACUCCUCGUCUCGCUGCGUUUCCGUCACGACGACGGCCGUCUCGUGCACCGUCUCGAACUCCCUGCAGCAGGUGGAAGUCGGUCAGGGAAACAAUCCGUCGCCGCAGGGAAACCUGCAGCACCAGUCUACCUACAGAAAGAUCACGGACCUGUUCGCCCAGAAGAAGAUGGAGGCGGCGCCCGAUUCGACGGUUAGGAAUCUGCCUGACCUCGGCAUCGGGAACAAACUUGGCCAGCAGCCGGGGCGCGAGUAUAACAACGGGGGCAAGACUCCGAUAGCUAAGAUGAACUCGGACGCGCGUAAGCAGUUUUUGGCCAGUCUGGCACCGCUGUCCUGCGUCGCUGGUACGGGGAUCGAGAACCGGGAGGAUUACUAUCAGCUGUCCUCGGCUAAGAUGACCGGCUCGGGGAACAGCCGCGACUCGGUAGGCGGCUACAAUUCGGACUCGUCCUACAGUCUCGAGGAUAUCGAAGCCGCGCUUCGGGGCGAGGAGAGGAACUACAGGAACGCCGGUGAUCCGCCGGACGUGACGAGGGGAACGCCGACCAGCAACGCCGGCGACGAGGACUCGGCCACCGACGAACUCCUGGCUUUCGUUGAACAGGACAAGACGCGGACGGAACGUAUAAAGAAGCGGUACAACGAAGCGGAGGAGACGCAGCAGCAGAACGAGGCCGAGGACGAGGACGACGAGCUCAACGAUUACGGGUUCAACCGGCGACCGUCGGUCCGUGGCAUAAAACCGAAGUUCGGUUCGACGAACGAGAUUCUAAGGCAACUUCAAUCCCGCAGCGUCGCGCCCGGUGCGUUGAUCGAAGCCGGCAAGGCCGGGUCCCAUUUGUCCUGGCCUUCGUAUUACAACGAGAACGAGGUAAUCGUCGAUAAAUCAUCGUCGAGGAUAUUCGUCCAGGACGAGGAGGACGACACUUAUCACACGAUCACCGACGGCAGGGACAGCAGCAACACGAUAAAUCGUAUAAACACGAUGCAGCGUCAGAUAGACGACAUAUAUCAGACAAUCGCCGAGACCGCGGCCAGCGUUCAGGGAUCCGUGAACCGCGGUUCUUACCUCGAGAGUACGCUGCCCAGGUCGGUCGUCAGACCUCCGGUUAACGGUGACUGCGGUCAGAGGUACAACCCGGGGAUUGCGGGGGAUCAGCCGAAAAUCAACGGUCAGCAUCCGCAUCCCCUGGGAGCGAGGAUGCUGCGAAUAGCCGGCGGCGGAGACCCGGGUCAGGGUACGAUGUACAACACGCUUCCCGGAAAAUCUACCCGGCGUCAUACCUUCGGAUACCAUUGCGAGAUCGGCACCGUACCUCCGGGUCUGCAGCAACCGCCGGAGGCGAAGUGUUACCGCACGAUGUACCUCCUUCCCUAUAACGGAAUGUCCGAUCCCACCUACCAGAACAUCCAGAGAAUACUUCCGGCGCAUGCCGCGCCUCCCGCGAACUACGCGAACCACGUCGAUAGGUAUCCCUACCCGAGGAACAAUCCCUGCAGGAAAAUCGAGGAGCCGUCUACCCGCUAUUACGCGGCUCGUCCAGUUUCCGCCAACCCCACGACGGCCUCGCUCUACUCCGCGCAGUCGGCCCAACUUCAUCUUCAUCUGCAUCAGCCGGUCGUCCAGCCGGAUGAAAUGCGCGUCCCUAACACGCUUCCUCUGCACCACAACGUCCAUUCCCUUCAUCACCAGCACCAAACUCCGGCCGGUUACGGCCUCCAGUCUGUCCCUUAUUCGGCAUGCGCCAACCCGGUUGUACAACGUGGCGCUGGUCCCGGGGGAGGGGGUGGAGGUGGAGGAGGAUACCAUUAUCAGCUGCACUUGGGACGCGGAGCAGCCGAUGUCCAGACGCAAACCGGGAUGAUAAACGCCCUGCCACCGCCCUGUUCGAACUCCUCUUCGGCGACAUCCUCGCCGAUGUGCGGAGCCUACAACAACGCCGGCGUCGUACCGGGCGGACCUCUUGCCAACAACGCGGUAUUGUCGUCGCCGACCAAGAUCCAGCAGCACCACCACCAUCAGCAACAGCAGCAACGCGCCGCCGUCUGCAACGUCGCCGAACGCGGCGUUCCCGAGGGUGCCGCAAGCGCGCCGUCCCAUGAUUUUUUGCAGAAUAAUUCGAGCAACCAGGUUCAUGCUCCCGGCCCGAUAAUCGGACAUUCGAACAACGGACCGCCCCCGAAUACGCAGAAUUCCGUUUACUACGCGAUGAACGUUUAGAGAGAGUACGUAUAUAUAUUUUGAAUAUUGGCGAAGACUUUAGAGACGGAGAAAGGGAAGGGAGGGAGGGAAAGAAAAUUAAUAAUCUUUCACGAUGUUCAGUCUCUCGCGAUUGUUGUCUCGAUGAUGCGGAACCCUAUAGCUCUUCACUCAAGUGUAGAGAGCUUGAAUGGGACACGAUGAGUUUAUACAUACCUAAUGCUAUAAAAAAGAAUCGUCUCCAUCGGACGGAUUUUAUACCGGGUAUAUAUGUACACUACACUGUUGUUGGAUCUUUUGCCCGCGUGGUUCCUCUUGAAUGAGUAUUGUAGUAGGUAUGUAAUCUUAUCACAUAUACACAUACAUGUACAAUGAAGAGAAUUGCCCCCGUUAUCUAUAUGCGAUGUGGGCGAUUUAAAGGUAGGUGCGUAUGUACCUAAUAUAUAAUAUACAAAUUACAAUUACGAUUAUUAUCUUAUAUACGUAUAUACGUAUACGUAUUGUAUGUAUGUACUCGCGUAUUAUAUAGAAAUGACAUGCCUGCCGGAGCAUGACGGAAAACCAAGGAAAUUGUCAGAGAGAUUAUUCAGAUUUUGUUCUAUGACUAUACCCUGAUAUACGUGCAUGGAUGAUGAUCGUUCAAUCAACGAUCCAAGGACGAAUUGAAGAUCGAAAGAAAAGUACUUCGGUACGAUGAAGAGUAUUACGUACCUAUAUACAUGUAUAUUAUAUAUGUAUUUAAUUAAGCUCGCUACACGAAGCAUGAUGAAAAAGAAAAACUGAAAACGAAACAUAUUAUACGUAUAUGAAAAAAAUGGCGUGUUCUUUUGGGAUCUUCCAAGAGCAUUGUCAUCCUUCUUUAUCUGAUAUUGCUGGAGAGAUUUUAAAUAGAAUUCGGUGAGAUUGGUGCAUCCGCGAAGGAAUCGGCGAAAUAAUAAAUUUAGUAUAAUUAAAUAAGGAACGAGGAAUACAGACGUCCCCGGAAGUGGGGAUCGCUUCUCAUUUGAUGUUUCUAAUCCUUAUUGAUAUUCCUAAUUCACUUCAUCGCGCGGCGGAUGAGACUUCGGGUUUCCGUUCGUUGUCUUUUAUUGUCCGGACGAAUCAAUAUGCAGCUCAUGUAUCGUUGUUAAAAUUUCAAAAUGGAAACUACUCUUUGAAUCCCAUUUGUGCACGAUGUUGUCGAAUUUUCUUUAAAUUUCCUGGAUUACAAGCGUCUGGUGAAGAUUCAUCGACGUACUGUGAAAAUCAAUUCCUCGAGUCAUCCUUGCUUUGCAUCAAACGUAUCGCGAAUUCAAUGGUCAUUUAUAUCUUAUACAUUGAAAUCAGUUUUGCUUGAAUCAAUCGAACUGUGUUAAAGUGAAUGAGCUUUUCGCAAAUUGUAAAUGUUUCGUUCCCCGUUCCUUUCUUUCUUUUUUCUCUUCGUGUAACAGGAUUUAUAUGUAUAUUGUAUAUAUUGCGCGAUUGAUAUGCGGUACAUGUAUUAAAAUCCAUAGAACGGAGGUGUAUGGAUCAAGGACUUAAGAAGUGAUAAACAAAAAUGGCAGCUAAUCUAAGGUUGUUGUAGACUAAGUUAUUAAUAUCGCCGAGUGCAAUGCGGAAUUAUUCACGGUACUUAACGGACGGCCAACUGUCUUAAUAUCAUUUAACAUCCCAAGAGAACAUCUCGCGAUCAUCCAGCUCUUUGCUCUCUACUUCACCUUAUCCGUAUAGCAUUAAAUGAAUGAUAAAAACUUCGUUUCAAAGUAUUGUUUUUAAUUUAAACUUCGAAUAGCCAAAGUAUACAGGUUUGGUUUCCAAAGGGUGAAAAAUAUCUAUCGAUAACCGUGAUCGGUUUCAUGAGAAUUGCUAAUUAUCUCGUACUGUAAUGUACUAAUUACCAUGAAAACUAUGCACCGCAGUACCCAACCAUCUUUUGUAAAUCGCGUUUGCGUGUGAAAUGUGAUUUACCCAGAUACAAUGCUGUUCCGAUCUCUAUCGAUUCCGCUCUAAGGCAAAAUUAGAACACGAUAUAUCUUAAUUAAGGGAAUACAUAUGUGCAUAUUUGAAGGGAUGAUAUUUUUCAAGCACCGAUUUGUCUUCAACGAUAUUUUCAACCAUAAUUCAUGUCCGUCACAUUUGUAGUCUAAUUUCUAGUAGUAGGUAAGUAGUUGGCUAUAAAGUAGAAAUUCAGGCUUUCCGCGUAAUGAGUACAUGCUUGCGCAUUCAGUUACAUCAUUGGCAUACAUAUUUCAAUUCUUCAUUUUAAUACGAGUAUCAAAAAACAAAAAAAAAAAAAGUUUUUCCGGACUAUGCUUACUUCUAAAAAAAAAAAAAAAUAUCAAGCCGUUCCAAUGUGAUUCUGCAGUUGUGAAAAUAUUUGCUCGAGAAACUUUUAUUUUAAGUACCGGGCCUUGAAACAUAACACUCUUUCGAUUUGUAUGUAUGCGUAUGCGUGUAAUUAACAGGUACGUGACUCCCCCCCUUCCAAGCGAUAAAUGAAUGAUCGGUAAUUACGCCGAGUCCAGGAAAGGUGGAAUCGAACCGACAGACGUAAAACGAAACCGAAGUACAUUUUCAACGCGUACAUGCACCUGUGUAUGAAAUUGUGGGCAUGAUAUUCCAUAUUCAAGUGGAUCCGUCUACGUGUAUCGCAGCAGUGUAUACGGGCAGCGAGUAUCACAUUUCUCGAUCGGAUGUAGCGUGUAUAUAUAUGCAUGUACACGCUAAAGCGAAGUAGAAAAGCAUAACGACGCAAAUAGGCAUGUAGUACAUACGUCGGUAGGUGUAAUAAUAUACCAAGUUCUCUGCAAGCAGAUAGUCGACGCGCAGGGUAUAAAAAGGCAGUCUAAUUAACAAAAUAGUAACCAAAGUUAAUUAUUA